Messenger RNA from Histoplasma capsulatum G186AR, 657 nucleotides. RefSeq lists its product as uncharacterized. Lineage: Eukaryota; Fungi; Ascomycota; Eurotiomycetes; Onygenales; Ajellomycetaceae. Bases 1 to 657 code for a protein of 218 amino acids. The record is from RefSeq and is a predicted model, not a curated record. Gene Ontology annotation, biological process: DNA synthesis involved in DNA repair; DNA-templated DNA replication. Gene Ontology annotation, molecular function: DNA-directed DNA polymerase activity. Gene Ontology annotation, cellular component: delta DNA polymerase complex. The transcript has 3 exons.
AUGCCAGCAACCACCCGCCGCCGCUCCGGCAACUCAAAUCAAUCCACCCUCUCCUUCGGCGCUCAACACAAAGUCUCCAAGCCCACAACAAUCUCUUCAUCACUCGCCGGCAAAAAGGGUAAGAAAACGACAGAUGUCAGCUCUCCAGCCGGAGAGCUUCGCCGGCGGGGCGCUUCUGGUUCAGUAUCACCGGUAUCCGUAACCUCUCCCGCUGUUGAACCACCAUCUCCAAAAGCCAAUGUCCAGUGUCCCGCUGAGAUCGAGUCGGAGCAAAAGCCCGUUGCGUCAUCGUCGCGGAGUGAAAAUAUCAUUGCUGAGCAGGCGAGGGUUGAAUUACGGCUGCGGAAAUCCGAGGAGGAUAGGCGGGCGGAGGAGCUGACGGAGGAGGAUAUAAGGAAAUAUUGGGAGAACGAGGAAGCAGGGAGGCUUGCGCCGAGGGUACAUCAAGAGCACCUGACGGUUCACGAGAAGAUCCUACGACAUUUCGAUCUGUCUAAUCAAUAUGGGCCCUGUAUCGGGAUUGCACGACUAAAGCGCUGGAGGCGAGCGCAGAUGCUCAACCUGAAUCCACCCAUCGAGGUCCUUGCUGUGCUGCUGAAGGAUGAGGCGAAGGGCAUUGCGAAUGAGAAGGCAUAUAUUGACGAAUUGAUGUCGUAG